GAAAGUCCUUUGAUUGUGAUUAUUAAACACUAUGACUAAAAAGCGGAAAAUCUCUUCAAUACUUAAUUGUGCUGGAUGAGUGCCAUCAGAAAGUCUAAAAUUGAUGUUGCCAUUAGCUUGCUAUCAAAUAGCGAUAGUAGUGACCAAAGUGAAUUACCGAUGAGGGUACGAGUCAGCCUUAAAUUGCUUUUGGUCAUUUUCACCAUAUUCAUUCUUUUCACUAUACUCACUUAUUGGACGAGCUGUUCAAAAGAAAAGCAGUGGCAAAUUGUGGAGCCUUGUGUUACACCAGUAGUGAAGAAAAUAGAAAGUUCUGAUUUAUUUAAAUUUGAUGAAAACAAUGCAGAUGAUGAUGAUGGAGGUCAACGGGUUAAGCUCCGAAGUGGACUACGAGCUUUGGAAGAAAUUGAUUGUUUCAUCAACGAUGAAUACACAGUCUCCUGUAGGCAAGAUAAUGGAGAAGUAUACAUUCCAUAUUCGUUUAUUCGCAAGUACUUUGAAGUCUAUGGAAAGAUAGUAAAACAUAGUGGAGUUGAUCGCUUUGAAUGGCAGCACAGUUAUUCCAAAGUUUAUUUUCCCAAGCAAAAGUACAAUCCCAGUAAAGUAUUCCUCUGGUUUGAAAAUUAUAAUGUAGAAGUUAGAGAUAGAGUGAAAUGCAUUAGUGGAGUUGAAGGAGUUCCUGUUUCAACUCAAUGGGACACAAGAGGUCACUUUUAUCCGAUACAAAUUGCUCAAUUUGGUCUCAGCCAUUUCAGUAAAAACUUAACUGAAAGUCCUCCUUCCAUGAAAUUUAUUGAAGAUGGAGAAACUACUCAAAAUGCAAAAUGGCUUUAUUCACCCAGAAGUGGUCUGAAAAGAGUGAUGGAUUCUGUUGCUGAUAGCUUAGUAGUUGAAUUCAGAACACAAGGUACAGAUAGAGAAGUGUUGUCCAUUGAUGAAGAUGUGGAGGAAACCACAUUAAACUGUGAUUUAAAAUUUAUUUCCAAUGCCAGUGUAACUGUAAUUUUAAGUAGCCUUGGUGACCAUGCAUUAUAUAAAAUUCAUUAUGUCAUGUCUGAUGUGCUCAUCUCUGUACAGGAGUAUGAUGUAUACUAUGGAAUAGGAACAAGUGAUCAAUGGAAAACUUUAACUAGAGAUUUAAUAAUAGACUUCAAUAAAGGACUGCCAUCAAUGCAAAGCAAGAAAAAAAUAGCUAAGCCUAAAAAUUUACAAGUCCGUUCCAUCAUUUUUUCUGGCUUUGGAAGAGUAGAUAACAUGAGCUUGAGUUCUACCUCCCACAUGGCUCAUUUUUUUGCUGCAGCUAACUGGUUAGUUAAUCACCAAGAUAAGAGUGGCGGGUGGCCUAUUAAAGUCACUCGCAAACUUUCUAAUGGAAUGCUGGAACUAGCUCCUGGCUGGUAUUCUGCUAUGGCUCAAGGCCAAGCAAUGUCUUUAUUAACUCGAGCAUUCAAAGUAACUGGUGAUCUUCACUAUCUGGAAGCUGCUUUACGGGCUAUAAAACUUUUCUAUAUUCGUUCUGAACGUGGAGGAAUAUUAACUACAUUUUUGGGGAAAUAUGUGUGGUAUGAAGAAUAUCCUACUAUUCCAAGCUCAUACGUGCUCAAUGGUUUUAUUUAUUCUCUUUUUGGAUUAUAUGAUGUACAACAAAGUGGUCAUCAUCAACUUUGUCGGGAAGCUGGGAAACUUUUUCAGGAAGGCCUAGUUUCUUUAAAAAGAAUGCUGCCUCUGUUUGAUACUGGUUCAGGUUCAGUCUAUGAUCUUCGCCAUUAUUCACUUGGUGUUGCACCAAAUUUAGCACGUUGGGAUUACCAUAGCACUCAUAUCAAUCAACUUCUGUUCCUCAGCACUAUUCAUGAUGAUCCUAUUAUAAAAUCGAUUUCUGAAAGAUGGACAGGCUACAUGAAGGGAAAAAAAGCUCCUCAUAACUAAUGCAUAAAAUUAAAAAGAACUGUUUGUAUUUUGUGGUAAAGUUGUUGAGUAAUGGUUGGCACAAAAAGUAUAAUCAUUAUAAGAGUCUCUUUUCAGUGAAUUUAAUCUAAUUUCUACAGCACAGAAAUAUUUUAAUUUCUUCACAACAAGCUGCCAUUUUCUAUUUUAUGAAAUGAAUAAUUUUUAUAUUUAAAAGUUAUAAUGCAAGAACUGGUGUAUGUUGAUAAAUUUCAUAAGAAUGUUAUCUCCCCUUGAAUGUAUAAUGGCUUUCUCAUUGUUUAUUAUUACAACAGUUUUAUAAUAAAUUGUAGACAGUACAUCAUUCA
Molecule: messenger RNA, 2255 nt
Organism: Parasteatoda tepidariorum (common house spider)
Lineage: Eukaryota; Metazoa; Arthropoda; Arachnida; Araneae; Theridiidae
Gene: Hsepi
Product: D-glucuronyl C5-epimerase
Biological process (GO): heparan sulfate proteoglycan biosynthetic process
Cellular component (GO): Golgi apparatus
Molecular function (GO): heparosan-N-sulfate-glucuronate 5-epimerase activity
Source: RefSeq, a predicted model, not a curated record